AUGUCCAAAUACACGGACAUCAUGUCGGCCUUUCAGGAGCAAUAUCCACGCGACUCUCCGGACAGAGAUUUCCCACAUGACUCCACAGCGAUAACUAAAGGCCAAUUAACCGCCAAAAUUAAAAACAUCAGAGGGAAAUACAGGCAGGCAGUGGACAGUGGGCGACGGAGUGGCCAUGGGCGUGUGGUGCUCAUGUUUUUUGAACUCUGCGAGGAGAUCUGGGGAGGAUCGCCUGCAACACGCUCCAUUGAACAAGGCAUUGAGACGGCGGACCUGGUCGAGACGUCUUCAUCGACCUCGGAGCUGCCCCCUGACUCGCCACAGUCGUCAGACUCUGUUGAAAGUCUGCUGCCUCCUCCAGUCGUAAGGCAGCGCAGAGAGAUGCUGCAGGUAGGCAACAACAUCAAUGCGCUGAUUAUUUACUUUAAUUAUGUAAGACAUAACUGUGUAAGAUGA
Messenger RNA from Knipowitschia caucasica, 456 nucleotides. The record is from the annotation of a GenBank genome assembly. NCBI's taxonomy places the organism in Eukaryota, Metazoa, Chordata, Actinopteri, Gobiiformes, Gobiidae.